Molecule: messenger RNA, 988 nt
Organism: Nothoprocta perdicaria
Lineage: Eukaryota; Metazoa; Chordata; Aves; Tinamiformes; Tinamidae
Gene: LDLRAD1
Product: low density lipoprotein receptor class A domain containing 1
Exons: 6
Coding region: 3-605 (200 amino acids)
Cellular component (GO): plasma membrane
Molecular function (GO): protein binding
Source: RefSeq, a predicted model, not a curated record
GCAUGAACAAAACUCACCCCCAGAGAGGUGUUCAUGUAGCUACUUUUGAUUCAACAAAGUCUUUCUCUGAAGCGAAAGCCUGCUGCACCCGGAGGAGGGUCUGCAUCUCUGCCGUGGCCCUGCUCGUCCUCGCUGCCCUCGCGACCAUCGUGGGUUUGGCCGCCACGCUGGGACUUCUGCUGCACGUGCCAGUGAACCGUUUCUGUGCAGCCUCUAAUAACCGGACAGGCUUCUUGUGCGAUGACGGAGUGACUUGUGUCCCAGCCAGCCACGUSUGCAACAGAAUCCGGGACUGCAGAAAUGGAGAGGAUGAGCAGGAGAAGCUCUGUGAUGACUUGCCCAGUAGCCUUCCAGGAUACCUGGUGUUCCACUGCAGUAACCCUCUGUACUGGAUCUACGCUGAUCAGAGGUGUAACGGGAUGAAUGACUGUGGAGACUGCUCUGAUGAGAUGGAGAGCUUGGCUGCCUGCCCUCCCUGUGGGUCUGAGUGGUGGAGCUGCACCCCAGUGCUCUACGAGUAUUGCACCUGCAUCCCAAAGAGACUGUGCCGGGAUAGCAUCCAGCACUGUGCUAGCUGGUCCGAUGAGUAUAUCUGCAAGCCGUGAAGCCUGGAUGUUGAGGGACACUGGAUGCCUCGUGGCACGUUCUGCAUUGUCACCUUUAAGCCUUGUUGUUGUCCUGCUGGCCACCCACUUGCUCUUGGAGUUCUAACCUAAGCACAGCCUGAUUCUGGGACACCUUCACGGGUUGUGUGAAGGGGAGUCUUUUCUCAUUUUAAAACAGGCAGCACAAAUUCAAUAAACCUGUUAGUUGUGGGAAGGCUGGAGACGGUCUCUGUGCUGGCAGCAGCUGGUGACCAGGUUCUAACCACAGAGCACCUGGGCUGAGGUGCUUCUGUAUUGAAAUGCUGGCUCCCUUAAGGAGAGUUAGAUGCAGGGACUGCAAAGGUGGGUUGAGGUUUAGCCUAAAUGGUAAAGCAGAUCAAACU